Molecule: messenger RNA, 1769 nt
Organism: Bacillus rossius redtenbacheri
Lineage: Eukaryota; Metazoa; Arthropoda; Insecta; Phasmatodea; Bacillidae
Product: lysosomal acid glucosylceramidase-like
Exons: 10
Coding region: 34-1638 (534 amino acids)
Biological process (GO): glucosylceramide catabolic process
Molecular function (GO): glucosylceramidase activity
Source: RefSeq, a predicted model, not a curated record
GAUAAGAUCGCGAGGGGAUACCGGGGGCGGCCAAUGAAGAAGUGGGUGGGAUAUAAGGCAGCGGGCCGGGGAGGAAGCGGCUCUGUGAUUCGCGCGACUGCAGAGAUGACGUGGAGGUUCCUGGCGGGGCUGCUGUGCGUGGGCGCGGCGCUAUCGGCGCAGUACAAGCCAUGCUUGAAACGGAACUACGGUGCGAGCAGCAUCGUGUGCGUGUGCAACGCCACGUACUGUGACACGGUCAGGUCCAUCCAAGCAUCGCAAGUGUCCGGCGGCAACUUCAUGCACUACGAGUCGUCCAUGGCUGGGCUCCGCCUGCACCCCCAGGAGGGGAAGUUCUCCUCAGCCGCCGCCAACACGGUGAUUGUGUUCACCGUGCAGCCGUCCACCACCUACCAAGAGAUGCUGGGCUUCGGGGCCGCGCUCACCGACUCCACAGCUUACAACCUGUACACGCUCAACGAGAAGACACGGGAGAUGGUCCUGCAAACGUACUUCGGCGACGGCGGCUCCGACUACCUGUUCCUGCGGGUGAACAUGGGCGCCUGCGACUUCUCGCUCAGCUACUACUCGUACGACGAUGUGGCGGGCGACACCGCGCUCAGCCACUUCAGCCUGCCCAAGAUCGACGUCGACUACAAGAUCCCCAUCGUGAAGCGCGCCUCGCAGAUCCGCGGCCAGGCCAUCAGGCUGUUCGCCCAGCCGUGGUCGGCGCCCACCUGGAUGAAGGACUCGGGCACCUGGUACACCGGCUCCUUGCUCGAGAAGUACUACCAGCCGUGGGCCAACUACUUCGUCAAGUACUUCGAGGCCUACAAGUCGCACGGGGUGUCCUACUGGGGGCUGACCCCCCAGAACGAGCCGUCCGUGUCCCCGGAGGACUACCCCACCAUGAAGUGGACGGAGCAGCAGCAGAACACCUUCGUGGGCAACUACCUGGGCCCGGCGCUGCACCGCGCCGGGUUCAGCGGCCUCAAGAUGAUGGCGCUGGACGACAACCGCUGGCACCUGCCCGCCUGGGCCGAUGCGGUGCUGAACGACAAGACUGCCGGCAAGUACUACUCGGGCGUGGCGGUGCACUGGUACACAGACGACUCCGCCAAGCCAAUUCUGCUGACCGACACCCACAACAGGCAUCCGUCCGACUUCCUCUUCUACACCGAGGCCUGCAAUCUGGUGAGGGUGGUGGAGAAGGACUACGGUGACUGGGCUAUAGGAGAGAAGUAUGGCAAGAGUAUGAUGGAGGCCUUCAACAACUGGGUCGGCGGCUGGACCGACUGGAACAUGGUGGUGAACCUGGAGGGAGGCCCCAUGACGAAGAACAACAAGACGACGCAGUUCGGCUACAACGCCGCCAUCAUUGUCAACAGCAAAACGAACGAGCUGUACAAGCAGCCGCCCUACUACUUCCAAGCGCACUUCUCCACCUUCGUGCCGCCCGGCUCCAGGAGGAUCGGCAUGACGUCCGUGCACAACGGCGGGCUCUACAACAUCGCCUUCCACACGCCCCAGAACCGCUACGUUGUCGUGCUCAUCAACAUGGCCCACUCGCACGCCUCCACGGUCAUCACGCACGCCGGGAAGGGCCACAUCAACCUGGUCGUGAGCGCCAGGAGCAUACACACCGUCGUGUACUCCUAGUUCGCUCGCCUGACCUGCUGUGCUGCGGAGAUCAGCGCUCUCUCAGAACUGUGUAUCGCUCAACAACACCGCAGAAAACCAACAGAUACCUAGUUUAAAAAUUUUAAAUAAAUAAAUAUAAUAACAUUGUA